Zerene cesonia (dogface butterfly) is the source of this 7703-nucleotide messenger RNA. It is a transcript of the gene cno, whose product is annotated as afadin. The record is from RefSeq and is a predicted model, not a curated record. Gene Ontology annotation, cellular component: adherens junction. Gene Ontology annotation, biological process: regulation of protein localization; signal transduction. Bases 427 to 6318 code for a protein of 1963 amino acids. Gene Ontology annotation, molecular function: cell adhesion molecule binding. NCBI's taxonomy places the organism in Eukaryota, Metazoa, Arthropoda, Insecta, Lepidoptera, Pieridae. The transcript has 36 exons.
CGGCUCGAGUUUCGCCAAAUGCUCGUGUUGUGUUGACUGCUGGGAGUACAAUAUUUUAAAGUCGUUAUUUCGCGUUAUUAAAACAACGUUUUUAAAGGAUGCUUUGUUUAAUGGGAUUAUAAAUCAUCUUUAUUAAUCUUUUUUUUACAUUUGAACAAAGUAAAGUAUGUUUGGUGCACUUUGACGUCAAUAAGUGUUUGAUCCUAUGUGCCUUCCAAAAGUUUUAAAAGUUGGACAAGUUACAAGUUUUUAAGUGCCUGUUUUUUAUUAAAAUGUGGAAAAGGAAGUUAUAUAGUGAAUGUUUAUAAUUCAAUUAGCUGUGAUACCGUCAGGACAGAUAGCAUGGCGUAGAUAACUGCUACACUAUUGGCUGUCAGAACAUAUCGAUCGCUAUUUAUUUUAAAGGUUCCUUGAUGCGGUGACAAAAUGGACGCGGCGGACAAGCGAAUGUUGGAUCGCGAGGCGCUCCGCAACAUGAUCCAACAGUGGAACGCCAACCGCCUCGAUCUGUUUGAACUCAGCGAACCGAAUGAGAAUCUCGAAUUCCAUGGUGUUAUGCGAUUCUAUUUUCAAGAUUCGGGUCAAAAGAUAGCAACGAAAUGCAUUCGUGUGGCGUCCGAUGCUACAGUCAGCGAUGUCAUAGAAACACUGAUAGAGAAAUUCCGUCCAGACAUGCGUAUGCUAUCGCUCGGCUCGUACUCGCUGUGGGAGACGCACGGGCCGGACGACGAGAGGAAGCUGGAGCCGCACGAGAAGCCGCUGCUGGUGCAGCUCAACUGGCACGCGGAUGAUCGAGAGGGGCGCUUCCUGCUCAAGUGCUCUAGUGGGAACGAGAUGCCUUUAUCUGCUGUGAAUGAAAAGGGGGACCAAAACUUCAAGCGGAAACUUUCUAAGCGGGAAAAGAAAGAAUUAAAGAAAAAAGAAAAAUUGUCGAGACUAAAAUCUGACACAAACGAUGAAAACCGUCCAGUAGCAGAGAAAUUAUAUACAGAAUUACCGGAAACGUCAUUUACACGUAGUAUCAGCAACCCGGAGGCUGUGAUGCGCCGACGGAGACAGCAGAAGCUGGAGAGGAAGUUGCAACAAUUUCGGUCCAAGGAUGGCGGACCGGACACUGGCGGCACGCUGAAGAUCUACGGCUCGUCGCUGUGCCCGUCGGUGCCGUACAAGACGCUGCUGCUGUCGGUGGGCGACUGCGCCGCGGCCAUCGUGCGCGAGAUGCUCGACAAGUACGGGCUCGCGCGCCACGACCCGCACCACUACUGCAUCGUGCAGGUGGACGCAGCCGACAACUCCGAGUACAUCCUGGAGGACGACGAGUGCCCGCUCGCCAUCGUCAUGACGCACCCGCACCGCAGUUCUAUAAUGUUCCACGUGCGGCGGCGGCCGUCGGACGCCCAGCCGCGGCGCAGGAAGAAGAAGGUGGGCUCGAACGCCAGCUCUAGCGCUCGGCCCGGCAACGAGCCCAUGCUGAUAGAAGUCACGCCCGACGGCGCCGCGCUCGAGAACGGGAGACGGGUCCGCAUCACUGACGUUGUCGAGGUGGGCUCGGGCAACGGCACAGCGCUCCAGCUGUACGGGCCGUCGAUACAGCCGCGGCACUGCGUGGUCGCGGGCGCGGAGGGCGGCGGCUACACGGUGACGCCGCUGCAUGCGGACGCGCACGUGUACGUCAACGGGCGGAGGACUAUGCAUACCGCGAGGCUGCAGCACGGUUGCUUGCUGAAAUUUGGGCGCGUCUCCACGUUCCGUUUCGUGGACCCCGCCCAAGAGAACCUCAUCAACAGAAACCUCACUCAGUCGCAACACUACGGCUCCGGUUCGAUAUACGACAGGUCGGGCGCGGACAGCGGCGCCAUGUCGCCCGCGUCGCUCGCGUCGCACGCGGCGGAGCACGCGCCGGACGCGAACGCGAACGCGAACACGAACACGAACUCGAACGCGAACGACGCAGAGUUCGCGCGAGCGGGCAGCCCGGGCUCGCACGACACGUACGCGUACAACGACCACCAGCCGUACAACAACAACACGCUGAAGCUCGACAACGAGUCGCUCGUGGUGUCCGACUCGAAGGACGAGUACGCGAGGGACGAGCACUCCGGUGUGUAUAGCGAGCAGGAGCAGGCGCGGGCGCACGCGCACGCGCACGCGCAGUACAAGGACAACUACGAGACCACGUUCGACCUGGACGGCAAUGUCGAGACUAAGAGCAUAUGCAGCGCCAAGAGCGGCGGUUCCGGGCACGAGAACAGGAGCGGCGGCAGCUGGCGGGCGGGGCAGGAGGCGAUCCUGCCGGCGGUGCUGGAGUUCCCGGAGGCGGGGCAGGCGCAGUUCCUCGCGGCCGUCAUCACGCGCCUCGACCCGCACGCGCCCGCCUUCAAGCUGGCGCCCGUCUACACGCUCUACUUGUGCGCUAGAUAUCGCGCAUCAACCCACUACCGGCCCGAGUUGACGCCGACCGAGAGGGCUCACAAAUUGACAGCUUUCCUACAUCACGUCGCGACGCUCAUACAUGCCACCGUUCAGGAACGAUGCACCGAUUCCGCCGCUCAAGCGUUUUGGAUGGCGAACGCUAGUGAACUGUUGCACUUCCUGAAAUGUGACCGACACAUAUCGUCGUUUUCAACUCAAGCACAGGAACUAUUGCCUACAACUGUACAAAAUGCAUUCAGCAACUUGGUGUCGUGCUUCGCGGAGGAGCUGCGCGGCGCGGUGGCGGAGCUGGCGCGCGGCGGCGGCGCGCCGGCGGACGGCACCGAGGCGACCGCGCCGGUGCUGCAAGCGCUCGCCGCCGCUAUGGUGCUGCUGCGCCGCUGCCGCGUCAACGCCGCGCUCACCAUACAGCUGUUCUCGCAUCUGUUCCAUUUCAUCAAUGCGAUUGCGUUCAAUAAGCUGGUGACGGAGCCGAGCAACGUGAGCGCGCGGUGGGGCGCGGCGCUGUCGGCGCGGCUGGCGCUGCUCGCCGCGUGGGCCGAGCGGCAGGGGCUCGAGCUCGCCGCCGACUGCCACCUCGCGCGCACGCACCAGGCCGCGCGGCUGAUCCAAGGCGAGUACCGCACGGCGGAGGAGGUGCGCGCGGCGCUGGCGGCGUGCUUCAAGCUGAACUCGGUGCAGGUGCGCGCGCUGCUGGCGCCGCUGCUGCCGCCCGACCUGCUGGACGCCGCCGUGGCGCACGCGCGCGCGCUCGCCGACGAGCUCUACCGCGCCGACGGCCGCGAGAUAAGGUUGGAAGAGAACGAAUGGUUGGGCGCAGCUCUACUGAUUCCUGGUGAUGGAUUCAGCGCUGAAGUGGUUCGAGGUGUUCCACCAGGUCUCGCGGAGUUCGUGGCGCCGCUGCAGCGCGGCGGGCUGUGCCGGCUCGCGCACCAGCCGCACGCGGCGGGGCUGUGGACGGUGUACAUGCACGCGUACGGCGCGCCGCCGCGCCGCGCGCCCGACCCGCGCCCGCAGAUCAUCCAGCUGCACAAGAACACCAGCGGCAUGGGGCUCAGCAUCGUCGCCGCUAAGGGUGCGGGCCAGAGCAAGCUGGGCAUCUACAUAAAGUCGGUGGUGGCGGGCGGCGCGGCGGCGGCGGACGGGCGCCUGGCGGCCGGCGACCAGCUGCUCUCCGUCGACGGACACUCGCUCGUCGGCAUCUCGCAGGAGAAGGCGGCAGAGUACUUAGUAAGGACGGGGCCGACGGUGACAUUGGAAGUCGCGAAGCAAGGCGCUGUAUUACAUGGCCUGGCGACAUUGUUACAUCAGCCAACUUACAGCCAAAACAGACAAGGUGGGAGUGCGGGUGGCGCGGGUGGUGCGGGUGGUGCGGGUGGCGCGGGUGGCGCGGGUGUGGCGGGCGCGAGGCGCGCGUCGGAGCGCGACCUGCCCGCGCGGCUGGCGGCCGAGCCGGUGAAGCCGAGCAAGAGCACGCCCGCGCUGCACCACGCGCCGGCGGCCGCCCCCGCGCACGCGCACGCGCACCACGCGCACGCGAACAUCGCUGGUCCAUUAAGCCCGGGUGGCCAAUCGGUGGCAAGCAACUCGUGGGCGAACAAAUCACGCAGCAGCCACAACCUAUCGACUCCACAUGGCGACUCUUUCUACCAGAACCUGUCGUCGGUACACGACAAACAAGACAGCAGGUGGUCAUCUCUCCGCUCCUCCGGUAGCGGGCGGCCUCAGUCUGCUCACUUUAACUCCUCGGAACAAUCAAAUGAACCAAGUCCCGCUCAACAACAUCAGGUAAACCAAGCGAACGCAAGGGCUGCAAAACUAGCAGAAAUGUCCGAAGAAGUAAAUAGAAGACAACAACUCCAACAUCAACAUCUACAACAUCAACAUAUGCAGUACCAAAAGCCCGUCAUGCCGCAGAUGUACGUGCACACGGGGUACGGACAGGGACCCCAGGGGCUGUAUGGCUCAUCACCGCAGGGCUUGCAAAAUGUGCAAGGAUCAAUGCAAGGACUGCAAAACGUUCAAGGUUCCAUGCAUGGAUUGCAGAACGUACAGGGCUCAAUGCAGGGCCUACAGAACGUUCAGGGCUCAAUGCAGGGGUUGCAAAACGUUCAAGGAUCCAUGCAAGGUUUACAAAACUCACAAGGCUCUAUGCACGGCUUGCAAAACACACAAGGUUCGGUACAUGGGAUGCAGACUUCGCAAUCGAUGCACGGAUUGCAAAAUGUUCAAGGCUCGAUGCAUGGCCUGCAAAACGCCCAAGGUUCGAUGCAGGGUCUGUUGAACGUGCAAGGCUCUAUGCAGGCUUUGCAAGCCAUGAGUCCUCAGAACCAGCAACCGUCUCCGCAACUGCACGGCUCGCAAUACUUACACUCGCAGCACCAGAGCCCGCAUUAUCACAACCAACAUGUCCAACAACAGCCUCAACGUUACGAGUGGCACCAGCCUGGGCCACCAUCGCCACAAAGGUCUCAGCCCCCAGUGGCCCCCAAGCCUCACGGCCGUAGACCUGAACAAGAUGUGGACGAGAUGCCGCACCAGCAUGGCGCCAGUUCCGUGCAGCCGGAUGAUGAGCGGUACGUGGCGAGCGCGCUGGACCCGCCGGCGGUGUCGGUGUACCCGGCGGCGGCGGCGGGCGGCGCGGGCCGCGGCCUGGCGCCGCACAACCCCUGGCAGCGCGAGGAGCGCGAGCGGCAGGCCGAGGCGCGCCGGGCCGCCGCGCGCGCGCGCAGAGAUGCAGCUAUAGCGCAAUUGUUAGCGUUAGGAUCAUCGCGCACACCGGUACAAAAUCAGCAACUACGCGCUUUGCAGCUCGAGAGAGAUUUCGAAAGGCGCGCCACGCAGGAUGAUCAGGACGAGGGUGGUACUGGAGAGGGCAGCCCCGAAGAUGAGUCAAUGUCAACGGAGAUAUUGGACCACGAGAGAGAGUUGCGGACAUCACACGGGCCGCACGUCAGCACGCAGCCGCAGCCGCAGCCGCACAUGCAUCAGCCGCAGCACGUGCAUCCGCAACCACAACCGCAGCCGCACUCGCAAGCGCAGCCGCAACCUAAAUCGAUAUUAAAGACAAACACGCGAACCGAAAUCGUCAAUGGAUAUUCGUCACAUGUUAACACAACAGAAGAGACGCGGAUAUCGGAGCUAUCCACAAGCAUAUCCAACCUCUCGAUGUCUGUAUCGAGCAACAUGACGAAUAACACCAGCAGUGGGGAGGCGCUGCCUCCCGCGCCGCCAGAACGCGGCUCCUCCUUCGCGGUGAUGGCGGGCCGCCGCGCGCUCUCGCCGCACCAGCAGCACGCGCCGCACCAGCAGCAUGUGCCGCACCAGCAGCACCUUGUUGGACAUGACAAUGUAGCGCCACAGUCGCCGGUGAGCGCGACCCGCGACAAGCGCGUAUCGUUCCACGAGCGCGCGGCGGAGAGCGCGGAGGCGGCGUCCCCCGCGCCCUCGCCGCGCGCCUCCCCGCCGCCCGGCGCCCCCGGCGCCCCCGCGCAGCCCGGCGCCCCCGCGCCCGCCGCGCCGCCCGCGCCGCCCGCCUCCUCGCCGCCGCCGCUGGACGCGCCCGCGCACAGAGAGGACCCCGAUCGCUUCAUAGAGGAAGCGCAGAGCAUGAUGUCGGGCCCCACCAUGGCGUCCACCACGUCGCCGCUCAACACCCACACGCCCGGCGUCAUCGGCGCGCAGGAAGUCUAUCGCGACCCGGUGGCGCGGCGGCUGGCGGCGGCCCGCGCGCGCGCCGCGCCCGCGCCGGUGCCCGAGCAGCUCUCCUUCAAGGAGAAGAUGAAGAUGUUCGCGCUCGAGUCCGGCGAGGCCUCCACGCCCAAGGAUAAGGUACACGCUGUGAAGAUAUCGCGCGCCCAAAGAGACAUCGAUGCGGUACACUAAAUGAUUCGUCCCACAACAGUUUAAUAUAAGUAUAUACAUUAUAAAUGUAGUAUUUGCAGCUGAUUCAGUAUUAAAGCAAUACGUUCGUCUAUUUAUAAAGUAUCAAAUUAUACGGCAUGGCCUUCGACGGGCGAUAAAUAAUUUAUUCGAUAAAUAUGCGCGGACCACUCACUCACUAUAUAACGAGACUUCGUCUCAUUUGCCUUUCUUUUUAAAACCAAUUGCACCAAUUUACAAUUUGUAGGGAAUAAGUAAUGUUUGUAAACAUAUAUUUUAUGGCAGUAAAUUUAAAGUAAUAUUUUUAACAGAUUUAAUGUCGCCUUAGCAGCUAGUGCAAUUAUUUAAUAGUGAUAACGAUAGCAACUAUUUACCACGUAUAGCGAAUACUUCAUGUGAACUCGUACUAUUCGUUUCGGAUGGCACAUAACAUUCUAAAGGUUUUAUUUUUCCAAAUUAGUAGUGCCAUUUAUUUAAAUAAAUUGUUAAUGUUUGCUACAUGAGAGUUUUAUUAGAAGGACCAAAAAUAAUAAAUUUCUGUGGGUGCCUUUAUGUGUACUUAGUGUAAUUGAAACAUAUCCAUAUUUAUGUAAACUCAUAAAUUAUUGUUUUAUAGUUCCGCUGUCUUUUUAGCUUCGUUACAUUCCAAAGAAUGAAACCUUUCGAAUUAUUUCUUCCUAAAGCAUUCCUUGACUCGAGUUUUAUAGAUAGGCUAUAAAUGAGAAAAAUAUUUAUCUAUAUUACUAUUAUUAAAUACUAUGAAAUUAAUUAUACAACAAAAGCAAUAAAUCGGUGAGCUUUUGUAUAAAUAGAAGUAAAAAUAAAAUAAUUAGCACGAUGUUGUGCCAAAAAUUUUAUACCCUUACGAUAACUAUUUCAUUUUUUUUUCUUUUUUGAUUUCAAGUGCUGUAUCGGUUUCAAAUGACUCGCAGUUAAUGUUAGACAAAAAGAGUUGAAUAUAUUUUAAGUUGACGAUGAGUAAAAAAAAACAUUUGAUCCGUUCAUGACAAAAGACUAGAUGCUGGAAUCCAUAGGUGUUAUCUAUUCAAGGCACUAAUAUUAUGUAAAUAUUAAAUUUUGUAGUAACUUCUAUGAUUGUGUUAUUUGUACACAUUGUUUUAUUUGUAAAUGAAAUUUAUAUGAAACGUAUAUAAAAUAUCUAUAGUUUACAUAGAACUCAUAGUGACGAGAGGCCUAGACGUAGCGGUAGGUAUAUAUUGUAGCUCUAGCCACUGGGCUCCUUGCUCCCAGUAUUUCACCCAACGAUAGUCAAUUAGAAAGCGUUUAAGAUUAAAUUUAGUUUCUCCCCUUUAUAUCACUUAGUCUGUAUAUAAAUCAUUCUUGAUAACUUAGUUCUGAUUAUAAUUAUUAUUUAAAUAUUAUAAUUG